Molecule: messenger RNA, 1711 nt
Organism: Prorocentrum cordatum
Lineage: Eukaryota; Dinophyceae; Prorocentrales; Prorocentraceae
Source: the annotation of a GenBank genome assembly
AGCCAUCGCAAUUUCGGCCAGCCGUCUCAUACAAGUCAUAGUGUAGUGGCGAGUUGUAGCUAAUGCUUCCACAGCCACGUUGGCUUGACACUUUGAUUCGACCGCGAUCCCACACAGUCCUGCCUCCCUUUGGAUCCAGCCUGCAACCAUGGGCGCUGGCGCCGGCGCCAUGCCAGGUGACAACCUUCAGGCGGCUUUGGAGAAGGUCGACGACUCAGACUUAAAGGCUGCCCUUGGUGAGCUGAACGCGGAGGCCAAGGCCAGGCUCCUCGCCGCCCUGGCUGUGAAUCAAUCGCCCCCGCCUCCACAGGACCCAGACGAGGAGGCGAAGCAGGCCUGCUUGGAAGCCCUGAACAUGCAGAUGCAGCAAGAGGCUGCCGAUAUUCAGGCCGUCUGCGGGGCGAUUUUGGGAACAAAGCGUACCGCGCUCACCGUGGAGCUUCUCAAAGCGAUGAAUGACAAGACAUCUGGCGGUGUGAUCGAUCUUUUGAAGGGCAACCCAGUCUUCACCGAUCUGGCCAAAAAAGAGUUCGAUGGCAUCGUCGCCCGUGAUAACGAGGAUGCCGCGAAAUUGGCCGCUGGCGUGCAGCAGGCCAUAGAGAAGGGCGUGCUUCCGAAAGACAAGGAACCUCCCACGUACGAGAACGUGGAUGUGCUCGGCAAAACUUCAAGCCAGGUGGCCGACGAGAUCUUGGCCAAGCUCCCAAAGGAGGGCGGUUGCGUCAUGAUUCUUUGUGGCCUGAGCGGUACUGGAAAGGGCACCACGGUGGACACGAUCAAGGCGAAGGUCCCGAACGCGUCGACGUGGUCGAAUGGGAAUUGUUUCCGCUCGCUCACGCUGCUUGCGGCGACGCACUGCGAGCAGCAGGGCAUGGAGUUCGACCCGGCCGUUCUCACGCCAGAGAAUUUGGCGUCUUGGACGGCCAUGCUUGAAUUCGACAAGUUCGACGGCAAGUUCGACAUUCGCAUCAAUGGCUUGGGCAUCAAUGAAAAAGUCUCCGACAUUGCGAACACCCUCCUGAAGGAGCCCAAGGUUAGCAAGAACAUACCUACGGUGGCGAAGGAGACGCAAGGCGAGGUGGUGAAGUUCGCCGGCGACGCCUGCAAGAAGAUGGGCGACGACGGCACGCUCGUGCUUGUGGAGGGCAGGGAGCAGACGCUGAACUUCAUCGAGUCGCCGUAUCGGUUCUGCCUCACGAUGUCUGACACUUCGGUGAUCGGCGAGCGACGGGCCGCCCAGCGCAUCGCCGCACACGCGGCGAAGAAUGUCAAGGAAGGCGACGACGUAGCCUCCGCAGUUGUUGCGAGCCUCGCGGAGAUCGCGGCGCAGUGACAUGCAAGUUCCACCCGGCCUCGUUCCCCGGCGCUCUACCUGGCUCCCCGCCUGCGCAUGCCCCCCGUCCUCUGCCUCUUCCUUUCCCUCUGCCUUCCGAUGCGCGCUCCUCCCGCUCCACUCUUAGCGAUCCUAUAGCAGUACGUCUUCAGAGGUGACAGCUGGCAAGCUCCAAACGAGCGUGCGCGAAGCCUGGGGCAGAGACAGACCCCAGAUAUGAAUACCUGUCGUGUGUUUCGGCAAAGCUGCUCCGCCGCUGGAUUUGCAGCGACAGCAGGGACGGGCCGAUGGUAGCGUCGCUGGCCGCGCCUGUGGAACACCCGCGGAUGCGGCAGUCGGUUCUUGAGAGACGCCACAAACAAGAAAGAACUGAGCAAA